Molecule: messenger RNA, 3148 nt
Organism: Exophiala oligosperma
Lineage: Eukaryota; Fungi; Ascomycota; Eurotiomycetes; Chaetothyriales; Herpotrichiellaceae
Exons: 1
Coding region: 215-2842 (875 amino acids)
Biological process (GO): mitochondrial RNA 5'-end processing
Cellular component (GO): mitochondrion; mitochondrial envelope
Source: RefSeq, a predicted model, not a curated record
GCUUUACCUCGGCUGAUAUUUGUGAAAAAGUUGCCAUUGCGAACUCCCGCUUCACCUUUUGUCCUGAGACAUGUUAACACGAUUGUAUUGUUGGUUUUGCUCCAUAAAAUUGCUCUCAGUCUUCGAAAGUGAUAGCUGAGCUCGACGGAGAAACGAGUCUCUUCCUAAAGUGCCGCGGUCUUUCUUUCGCAGUUUGCAAUCCCACGAUCUUCAUAUGCUACCCCUUCCAGUCCGACAACAUGCGGGCGCACAAUAUCGAAAUCAGCACAGCUUACGGGCGUUAGCUCUCGCUGGACCCUUUGUGCGAUCAGACAUCCCUUCUCCGUUUCACCCUCCAGUUCUUCCGCGAUGGGUAGGCUGCACCUCCCCUGGCCGCAGCCACCACCAAGUCCGCUCCCUUACAAUAUCGAGACCAUCGUUAGAAUCACAUAAGUCAGGCCUGAAGACGCCAGCUACACGUGAUGGCGUGGUUCUCUCGUCGAAUGCACUUUCGCGAGCUGCAAAAUAUCGGACACUCGCGACUCUCUUACAAGAGCGCGGCAAGAAACUGGUUCCGGAGGGCGCAUCCACAUCAGAUGUCGCGUUCGAAGAUGUAUUAAACAUAGUGGAGGCUGAAGAAAACAUGGGCUCGAUUCAUUCCAAAGUAGCAAGACGACUCCGUGAUGUCUUUCCCGGACGUUCGCUCCAAGAAGUCAUGGGCGAGUUGGAGCUUCUCGAGGACAGGCAAUUGCGGAGAUCGUUGGCUGGGCAGAAACUUACGUUCGAUGAACGAACAAAGAGCACCUUGAUAAACCUGGGCCUGGUGGACGAGAGCAAGGACGACCAAAUUCAGCAAUCUCCAGUUGAAGAUGAUGAUGCCGUACCAGCUUCGAACCAGAACCCGCAUUCACUCAGGGCGACCGCAACCCAACCACUGAUACGCCGCCAUUCAGGGGGUGGUAGGGUACGCCCGUUUCUUUCUAACAGAACAAGUUUACAAGGAUCGGAGUCGAAGUCUGAGCUACAUAAAGACAAUGGCUUGUUGGAGAACCAAGAAGAAAUCAAUCUGGAAGGAUUCGACUUUACCCCUUUGAAUGUGGAAAGAUCGCAGGUACCACAGCUAAGCCAUGACUUGUCCCGCGUGCUAUUCAACCCUGGAGUCUAUCAGUUGCAAGAUCCUAGAUCAAGAGUCUGGAAUUUUGAUCCGUACUUGGGAAAAUUGAUGCCCGUGUCCGAGUUCAACUAUGAUGCUUUGAACCAGUACAUCACCUCCUCUCAGGAUCAAACACUCCGUGACGUGGCUUUACAGCACGACAAGCGAUACAUCGGGUCUACAUCGAGCAUGUCUGGCACUUUGGCUCAUUUUCAUUUUCUUCUUUCGAGGUGGCGCGAACUGACCCUGGACCACCUCUCCCGAGGCUUUCGAGACGAUGGACAUCAGUUCACGAAGAUACAACGAGGACCUUCUGCCAUCUUUCUCAAGUACAAAGACGGAGUGUAUGCAGUUGAUGCAGAUAAAGAAUAUGAUUCCGCAAAUAUUCUCAUGAGCUUGGGCCGGUCGAUGGAAAAGCUUUUGACUAACGACAAAGACGUAUUCGAGACGUACAGAAAGACGCGUGGCGAGGACGAAGUUGUUCAGCCUCAGCCUUCAGAACCCGAAGCUUAUCACUACACCGAGUUAGGCUCCUUCCUGAUCAGGUCGCAGCUUGAUGCAUAUGACCCAAGGCUUCCCGGCACAGGCAUGUUUGAUCUGAAAACCCGUGCAGUAGCUGCCGUCCGAAUGAUGGUACGAAAGCACGAACAGGGCGUUGGUUAUCAGAUCAAAGAACGAUUCGGGACAUGGGAAUCGUAUGAACGGGAGUACUAUGACAUGAUGAGGUCUGCGUUUCUCAAAUACUCCCUUCAAGUGCGCAUGGGAAGGAUGGACGGUAUUUUUGUGGCCUAUCACAAUACGGAACGUCUCUUUGGGUUUCAAUAUAUUCCGCUCUCAGAAAUGGACCUUGCCUUGCACGGGCAGUCCGAUCCGACUCUGGGUGACCGCGAAUUCCGCUAUAGUAUCAAGUUACUCACCGAGGUUUUCAAUGCAGCAACCGAGCGCUUCCCGAAGCAGUCGUUACGUUUUCAUUUCGAAACAAGAGAGGCUACCCAAGCACAUGCUCCUUAUAUGUAUAUCUUUGCUGAGCCGGUCACAGACGAGGAGAUUGUCGAAAUCCAAAACUCCAACCGCGAAGAAAUCGAAGCAUUUGAACAACGCAUCUUCAAUCCAGAGAAGUUUAAGAAGUCGCACAACACAACUCCCGAAAACACGGAAACCGAAGACAAUGGAAUGGAGAUCACUAUGAACACUGAUUGCCAAAAGAUAUCGGGUGAAGCCGCAACGCCUGGCGCAUCAAAUCGUCAGUCGAAUGCAGCUGAUGUUGAGUUCCUGGAAAGUAUCAUGGGGGUGGAUUUACCCGCCGUCAAAACGCCAGCGCCAGAGAAGCCAGCCCCGUCACCAAAGGCAGAUGUACCUGCGGACAAACCCUUAUUAGGCUGGAAACUCAACAUUACAAACUUGGUGAACAAGCUUCCGGUUGACCGUCCCCAGGACUUGAAACAGAACGACAGUUGGAGUGUACGAUACAGUUUGGUCCCUAUGAAGGAUGCUGCCACCCGGCGCAACUACGUUCUGUGCAAAAAUAGGCGGAAGUCGGUGUUGCAGGCGCCUCAAGACGAAGAUACCUCUGUCCAGUAUUAUAUUCAGCGAUUGGUGUCGAUGAGCAAGGAAGGGGCUAAGUGGCGUCAAAAACUCGACGAAUUUGACGCACAACGGGAAAAGGUUGUGCUCUAUGGCGAUCGAAUCCCUGGCGACCAGACAGAGUGAAUGAUGCGAUGACGGAUUGUGUAUAACAGUAGAAUAUGGAUUGUUGCACCCUGGGGUCCGAGAUGACUCCUGUACCAUCAAAACGAGGGACUUGUGUUUGAUACAUAUGUACAGAUUCAGGUGGGUCUUACUAUAUUGUCCUUCUGUCCGCUGGUGCUGGGCCUGGAUAUGUACAGCACAAUGGCGUUGGACAAGCUGCACCAGGGGGCCAAAAAUCGUUCAAGACAUUGGGAGAAACAUGUUUCAUUAGCGGCAUCUAGAAUUACAGGUGGUAGUGCAAAAUCGCAUGUGGAUGGCACGUGCCGA